Molecule: messenger RNA, 3260 nt
Organism: Alosa sapidissima (American shad)
Lineage: Eukaryota; Metazoa; Chordata; Actinopteri; Clupeiformes; Clupeidae
Product: butyrophilin subfamily 1 member A1
Exons: 11
Coding region: 154-1344 (396 amino acids)
Molecular function (GO): protein binding
Source: RefSeq, a predicted model, not a curated record
CUUGUAUGUAAACAAGGUCAAGUAUUCUGCGGCAGCAUUCUUUCCGCGCGUCGGGUUACAGUAGGAGGACAGAUCGCAGAAGUUAAGAAAAUAAAAGAAUCUAAAGCACACCUUGAAACGGAGUCCCAGGUCCCUCUGGAAAAACGUGCCAAGAUGAUGCAGUGUCUUCAGUUCCUUGUUGAGCCGGCAAAGAACAUCACUGUCAAGCUCAAGGAGGCGCACAAGCGGGCGAAGAACGAGAAGAGAGAGCCUCUGGACGAGAGUCAGCUGUUCAUCGCGCAGCUGGCCAGAGACCUGAGCAGAGUGUGUCAGAGGUCUGAGGUGCUGGAGCACAUCUCCACCUGUGAGGAUGUGUGGCCAUCUCUCACCUGCAGAGCGGCUAUCCUGGAGUGGGCCUCACUGCUGGAGAGCAAGAAGCGUCCGGAGCAGACUGAUGACUGGCCGGAGUGGAAGGAUCUGGCUCUGAGCUGUGAUGUGGACAUGGAGAGUGCCAAGAGGGUCAUCAUCAACUGGGCCAAGGAGAUCCGCGCCAUACCAGAGCAGACGGUCUGGCCUGGUGAGGCGGUGGUGGCCAUGCUGGAUGACCUGGAGGCUCAGUGGCGGCGAGGGAAAGUGGACACACUGCACACGGCCAUGGAGCUGGUGUUCUACACACUGGUCAACCGCGGACAAGACAAGGAUAGCAUUCCACAGCAGUGGCUGAUUUGGAAACAGAGGAGCCAGAAAAUAGGCGCAGCCCCCUACCUUCCACAUACAGUGUGGGACUGGAUCUGUGAUGCUGGAGUGGAAGUGACCCUUGACCUGGACACGGCGAACCCUGACCUGCUGAUCUCGGAGGAUGAGAAGCGCCUGCGCUGUGGCUUCGAGCGGAAGGACGUGCCCAACUACCACGAGCGCUUUGACGGCUGGUGGUGUGCUGUGGGCGUAGAGGGCUUCUCCGCCGGACGCCGCUACUGGGAGGUGGAGGUGGGUGAGAUGGACUGGCGUCUGGGCGUGGCCAAGGAGUCUGCCCUGCGUAAGGGCUUCAAGUCCCUGAACACACACACGGGCUACCUGACCCUGCGCCUGGAGCGUGGCACGGAGCUGAAGGCGCUGACCGUCCCCUACACCGCGCUGCCCGGCAGCCUGAUCCCGCGCCGCGUGGGCGUCAUGCUGGACACCGAGGCCGGGCAGCUGAGCUUCUACGACGCCAACGCACGCGCCCACAUCUACACCUACAACCAGAGCUUCCACGAGAAGCUGUACCCGCUGUUCGGCACCACCGAGAUCAUCAAGGACCUGGUCAUACGGUCGCCCGGGCAACGCAGCACCUGCCUCUGCCCCGGCUUGUGCCUCUGGGGCUGAGAUGGGGUGUGUGUGUGUGUGUGUGUGUGUGUGUGUGUGUGUGUGUGUGUGUGUGUACAGGGGUGGGGGGUCUGGAGUCGUUCGGAGGGAGGGUGUGUGUAACGUUAAGGGAGCACAGUUCAACACACACACAGCAUAAACAUAAUGUAUAGACCCAUAGUGGGGUGACAACUGGCCAUAGAAUGAAUCUAGUUCAUAUGGACCUGAGCUGAUCUGUAGUACUAAUACUAUCUCACUCAAUAACACUCAAUUCCACAUGAUCCUAUAUAACACUACAUCUCCCAUGAUCCCUCUCUCUGAGGCGGGUUAUAUGAAUGAAUCUAGUUUAUAUGGACCUGAGAUGAUUUGUAGUACUAAUGCUAUCUGAACAAUCAAUUCCCUAUGAUCCUCUAUAACACUACAUCUCCCAUGAUCCCGCUCUCUGAGGCGGGUUAGAUGAAUGAAUCUAGUUUAUAUGGACCUGAGAUGAUCUGUAGUACUAAUACUAUCUCACUCAAUAACACUCAAUUCCCCAUGAUCCUCUAUAACACUACAUCUCCCAUGAUCCCUCUCUCUGAGGCGGGUUAGAUGUAUGCUCUCUGUGUGAAAUGUCACUACCGCCUACAGAUAAACAUCUCACCUUAGCACUUAAUACAGUCAGUCGGAGUGUUUAAUGCGAAAGGAGAAAUCAAAUCAGGGGUCCUUUGACUAUGAUAAAAUACCGACAUCCAAUAUGCUGCUAACGUGAAAUAAUACCAAAAAAAAGAAUAAAUCAUUAACAGUUGAAGUAACAUGCAUUAAAAUGGAAAAAUGGAAAGCUAAGUUAGUCAAUGUUACGGAGGAGAGUCUGUCAGGUGUAAAUGUAUUAAAGAGCACUGUAAGAACACUUAACACAUUGACUUGGAGGACAUGAAAAGGCUCAUUAACUCUAACACAGGUUUAGAUGAGCAACACACACACACACACACACACACAGAGAUAACCCCUUCUUCUCGGGUCAAAACGGCAGUCGUGUCAUUGGACCUCUUUCCAACUGUAACAUCUGUACUUUGAGCAUCGUAAGCCUGUAGACCGCUUAGUUACUUAAAAGUUGCUAAUUGCUUAGUUCCAGUCACCACGGAGACAGCCCCGCUUAGUUCCAGUCACCACGGAGACAGCCCCGCUUAGUUCCAAUCACCACAGAGACAGCCCCGCUUAGUUCCAAUCACGUACGGAGAUCAUCGCUGUAAAGACACACUACCAACGCAUCAGAAAUCUGUAGACAGCCAUGCUUAGUUCCAAACACGUACUGUACGGAGGUCAUCGCUGUACAGACACACUACCAAUGUAUCUUAUACCUGUAGACCACCCUGCUAGAUAACGAACAGAUCAUCGCUGUAAAGAAACACUACCAAUGUAUCCUAUACCUGUAGACAGCCCUGCUAGAUAACAAACAGAGGUCAUCGCUGUACAGACACACUACCAAUGUAUCCUAUACCUGCAGACAGCCCUGCUAGAUAACGAACAGGUCAUCGCUGUACAGACCCCAACGCAUCAUUACUUAAGUAGUAAUCUACACAGUCCCAGCUGACUCUACCCUGUCUGUCUGUUAAUCUGUCUUUAGAGCCUCUCUAUGUGUGUGAGUGUGUGUAUGUGUGAGUGUGUGUAUGUGUAUGUGUGAGUGGGUGUGUGUGUGUGUGUGUGUGAGUGUGUGUAUGUGUGAGUGUGUAUGUGUAUGUGUGAGUGGGUGUGUGUGUGUGUGUGUGUGUGUGUGAGUGUGUGUGUGUGUGUGAGUGUGUGUGUGUGUGAGAGAGAGGCCAGUUCUUUUCCUACUCAGACGUGUAUUGCUCUCCCUGUCCUGUACUGUUGGCUUGUGUGCUGGUCAUCCUAAUCCUGCAGUAACAAUGCACUUUAUGGGAAUACAAGAGAAACCAUUAAAGAUAGAUCAAUCAAAUACA